Messenger RNA from Triticum turgidum subsp. durum (durum wheat), 933 nucleotides. Lineage: Eukaryota; Viridiplantae; Streptophyta; Magnoliopsida; Poales; Poaceae. The record is from the annotation of a GenBank genome assembly.
AUGACGAUCGGCGUCUGCUACGGCGUGGUCGCCAACAACCUCCCGCCGGCCAACGAGGUGGUGCAGCUCUACAGGUCCAAGGGCCUCACCGGCAUGCGCAUCUACUUCGCCGACGCCAAGGCCCUCUCCGCGCUCCGCGGCUCCGGCAUCGGCCUCAUCCUCGACGUCGGCGGCACCGACGUGCUGGCCAGCCUCGCCGCCAACGCCUCCAACGCCGCGAACUGGGUCCGGGAUAACGUCAGGCCCUACUAUCCGGCGGUGAACAUCAAGUACAUCGCCGCCGGCAACGAGGUCCUGGGCGGCGACACGCAGAACAUCGUCCCGGCCAUACGGAACCUCAACGCGGCCCUCGCCGGCGCCGGCCUCGGCGCCAUCAAGGUGUCCACCUCGAUCCGGUUCGACGCGGUGACCAACACCUUCCCGCCCUCCAACGGCGUGUUCGCGCAGGCCUACAUGACGGACGUGGCCCGGCUCCUGGCGAGCACCGGCGCGCCGCUGCUGGCCAACGUGUACCCCUACUUCGCCUACAAGGACAACCCGCGGGACAUCCAGCUGAACUACGCGACGUUCCGGCCGGGCACCACGGUGCGCGACCAGAACAACGGGCUGACCUACACGUGCCUGUUCGACGCCAUGGUGGACGCCCUGGUGGCGGCGCUGGAGCGGGCCGGCGCGCCGGGGGUGAGGGUGGUGGUUUCGGAGAGCGGGUGGCCGUCGGCGAGCGGGUUCGCGGCGACGGCGGACAACGCGAGGGCGUACAACCAGGGGCUGAUCGACCACGUCGGCGGGGGCACGCCCAAGAGGCCCGGCGCGCUGGAGACGUACAUCUUCGCCAUGUUCAACGAGAACUUCAAGACCGGGGAGCUCACCGAGAAGCACUUCGGGCUGUUCAACCCGGACAAGUCGCCGGCGUACCCCAUCCAGUUCCGUUAG